GGAAAGAGAGGGAAAUUAGAGAAGAAGGGCGCAAACGACAGAGAGAGUGAGAGAGGAAGAGAACUCUAUAAGAUUCCAACUUUUGUUCACCGAUCUUCCCAAUGACAAACUGCGAACGGACUUUGGCUUUUCCUCUAUCCCAACUCGCCCCCCUCUGUCCUCCCCACUACUUAUUUCACUCCCUCCCUUUCCCUCUGCUAUGCUGAGCAUUUCAUCGAACACUUUCCCCUGUUUCUCCUCUCAACUCUCGGUCUCCCCUGUUUCUCCUCUCCCCUGUUUCUCCUCUCUAAUCAAUACCCAUCGCCUCGGUAAAGUUAAUGCAAUGGCAGUUGACACCGUGAAAUCAGCCCCCUCUAAGCCCAACGGGUAUAAUCACGCAGCUCUUCACAGCAAAGUCGAACAGACAGCCCAGAAAGCUGGAGCUAACCCCUUGGUGUUCGAUGCCAAGUUCCUGAGGCACGAAGCCAACAUUCCCCAGCAGUUCAUCUGGCCUGACCACGAGAAGCCAAGCGGCAAUGCCCCCGAGCUGAAAGUUCCUCUAAUCGACCUGGCCGGGUUCCUCUCCGGCGACCCUGAGGCCACCAAAGAAGCCGCGAAACUCGUCGGGGACGCCUGCAGGGAGCACGGGUUCUUUCUGGUAGCCAAUCACGGCGUGGGAAGCAAGCUGCUUUCUGAUGCCCAUAAGUAUAUGGAUGAAUUUUUCGAGCUCCCGCUCUCGGAGAAGCAAAAGGCGCAGAGGAAGCUCGGCGAGAGCGCCGGUUACGCCAGUAGUUUCACGGGGAGGUUUUCCUCCAAGCUUCCAUGGAAAGAAACGCUUUCCUUUCGGUUUACCGCCGAAAAGGACUCGGCUAAAAUCGUCCGAGACUAUCUCCUAGACAGAAUGGGCCAAGAUUUCUCGGAAUUCGGGAAUGUGUACCAAAGCUACUGCGAGUCGAUGAGCACGCUUUCUUUAAGGAUCAUGGAGCUUCUGGGAUUGAGCUUGGGAGUAAAGAAGAGAUCACAUUUCAGGGAAUUCUUCCAAGAGAACGACUCCAUAAUGAGGCUGAACUAUUACCCACCCUGCCAAAAACCUGACGCCACAUUAGGAACAGGGCCUCAUUGCGACCCGACGUCGUUAACAAUCCUCCACCAGGACCAAGUGGGUGGGCUGCAAGUUUUUGUGGACAACGAGUGGCGCUCCAUCACCCCCAAUUCCGAUGCCUUUGUCGUCAACAUUGGCGACACCUUCAUGGCGCUAUCGAACGGACAAUUCAAGAGCUGCUUGCACAGAGCGGUGGUGAACAGCACGACCACAAGGAAGUCACUGGCCUUCUUUUUGUGCCCAAAGAGCGACAAGAUCGUGACGCCGCCAGAGGAACUGGUGGACGAGAGCAACCCCAGGGUCUACCCGGAUUUCACAUGGCCGACUCUGCUGGAGUUUACCCAGAAACAUUAUAGAGCCGACAUGAAUACCCUCGAUGUCUUCAGAAAUUGGCUUCUUCAGCAGCAGCAGCCGCCGCCGCCGGCGGUUUGACUGACCUGGGAUCGUCGGGAAGGAAGGACGCUGCCACCCAAAAAAAAAAAGGCGUUAGUUUAAGAUUAGAAGACAAGAAGGGACAAGUUUGGUACAGUUAGGGGUUAAUCAGUAAGAAGUGAAAAAAAGGAUGGCCAGUUUUUAUGUUAAUAGGGUCUGUGACUUUGCUUAGCAUUUUGAUCGUGGACACGCAGAUGGGGCAACUCCUUGGCCUUGGGGUGGGAAAUAAAGGUGGAAAGAAGUUAAAGGGGUAAAAGGGAACACAGAGAAAUAAAUAAGGACUUGGGCAGAUAAUUUUUUUGUACUUUCUUUUUCUGUUUCUUUUUUGUUAAAUUCAUCAUAAUACAGGAAAAGAUUUAUUAGUAUUUUUCGAGGC
This is a messenger RNA of Linum tenue, 1889 nucleotides long. The record is from the annotation of a GenBank genome assembly. Lineage: Eukaryota; Viridiplantae; Streptophyta; Magnoliopsida; Malpighiales; Linaceae.